GUGGUCAGCGACACGAUGGAGCGAGCAAGGGAUCGCUUACACCUGAGACGAACUACAGAACAGCACGUGCCAGAGGUGGAAGUGCAAGUCAAACAUAGAAGGACAGCCUCACUCAGCAAUCAAGAGUGUCAUUUGUACCAAAGGCGUUCUCAGCAGCAGCAAGCACCUGUGGUGGAUUUUCAGGCGGAACUGAGACAGGCCUUCUUAGCUGAGACACCAAGAGGUGGUUAAAGCAAUAUUGGAACAUCAAGCCUCUAUCUACUGU
Molecule: messenger RNA, 265 nt
Organism: Sciurus carolinensis (gray squirrel)
Lineage: Eukaryota; Metazoa; Chordata; Mammalia; Rodentia; Sciuridae
Product: SNRPN upstream reading frame protein-like
Exons: 1
Coding region: 16-231 (71 amino acids)
Cellular component (GO): nuclear speck
Source: RefSeq, a predicted model, not a curated record